UGUUUGCAUUGUGUCUGAACUGCCGGCGAGCUUUAAAAAAUAUUAUACCAACAGCAGCAAUGUCGGGUAGGUCGGUCCGCGCGGAGACCCGGAGCAGAGCGAAAGAUGACAUCAAGCGGGUUAUGGCCGCUAUUGAGAAAGUACGAAAAUGGGAGAAAAAAUGGGUGACAGUUGGUGACACCUCUCUACGUAUCUACAAGUGGGUCCCAGUAGCAGAGCCCAAGUCAGAUGAUAAGAGCAAGAACAAGAAGAAAGGCAAGGAUGAGAAGUAUGGGUCAGAGGUCACGACCCCAGAAAAUAGCUCCUCCCCUGGGAUGAUGGACAUGCAUGACGACAACAGUAACCAGAGCUCCAUCGCAGACUCCUCCCCCAUCAAGCAGGAGACCAGCUGCAGUGCCAGCCCUGCCCCUGAGCCCAUGGCUGUCUCCCAGAGCGACAGUAACGAGGCCAAGAGUGACCAGAGCCAGUCCCCUGGUAAGGAGCCGCUGGGCUCUGACAACAAAAGAGGCAAGAGUCACCCCUCCUCUGAUACCUCUGUGUCUGGCGUGAGCAAGAAAGAUGCCCAGUCCUCGGGGGAGAAAGAACUGUCAUCGGAAGCUGCCAAAACCACUCAGGAAUCAGAAGAUGGAGCUCCUCCCUGUAAGAAGGGCAAACUGGAUUCUCCCUCCCGAGACUUUGAGGAGAGCUAAAGGCCCCACAUACAAUCUAAUUCUCUCUAACACCUCUAUGUGUAUCAGCCUGCCCCGGCCCUAACACCCCUCCUUCUUGUAAGGGGCAAAGACAGCAUCGCUCUCUACUGAUCCUGUCACGUCCCCCCCCCCCCCGGUCCCC
Messenger RNA from Megalops cyprinoides (Indo-Pacific tarpon), 831 nucleotides. RefSeq names its product B-cell CLL/lymphoma 7 protein family member A-like. The transcript has 6 exons. The record is from RefSeq and is a predicted model, not a curated record. Lineage: Eukaryota; Metazoa; Chordata; Actinopteri; Elopiformes; Megalopidae. The coding region runs from base 60 to 689 and encodes 209 amino acids.